AUGCUCAAGCCGAGCAGUGAGGAGGACGGCACGAUUGAGCUGAACUUUCGGAUGCUCGAGCGGAUGCUACGGUUCAUCGCCGUAUGGCCAACCGACUACGACCCGUACCUGCCGGGAUGUCUACGCCGACGGUUCUUCCCCCUGUCGCGCACUCUGGACGUCCUGUACCAAAUGUUCUGGUGCUUCAUCUGCGUGCACAUCGCGGCGUUCCACCUGAUCACGACCGUCACCACGAGCCUGAGCUACGACGAGCUGUUUCUGGCGCUAAUCACCACCAGCAUCUACUCGAUCCUGGCCCCCCUCUACGUGUACCUGCGACUGUACGAGCCGAAGGUGCGCCAACUGUACCACUACUCCCAGCGUUACUUCCGCAAACGGUCCGCGAUCGGGGUGUACUAUCUGUCGAUCAGCUCCUGCUAUCGCUUCGCCAACCGGUGCCUCUUCUGGUGGAUGAUACUCUGCGUGCUCGGCGCCAUGCACUGGGCCAUCUAUCCGAUCCUGUCGCAGCAACGGACGCUCCCGUUUCCCUGCUGGUACCCGGUCGAUGUCCACCGCUCGCCAAUGUACGAGCUGGCGUACAUCUGCCAGGUGCUGGGACAGCUACAGGUCAGUCUGGUGUUCGGGCUGGCCGGAGCCCUCUUCAUGGUGUUCGUGUUUGUGGCCUGCAAUCAGUUCGACCUGCUGUGCUGCAGUUUGCUGAACGUGCGCCAAACGGCCAUGCUGCUGAACGGUGGCCACGGAGCCGAGCUGCGGAAUGGGCAGCGGAACUGUACGAUCGAAACGCUUGGUGACUACUUGCUGCGGGAGGCCUUCCUGGAGGAUCUCGACACGAUCCGAGCGACGGUAGCGACCGUUCCGGCUACGAAUUCACUACCGGCAUCACAGCGCUAUCUGGAGGAGCUAUCGGCCGAGCUGACCACGGCCCUGGACGACUGCAUCCGGCACCAUCUGGUGGUGCUCCGGUAUUGUGAGCUCCUGGAGGACUGUUACCACCCGUACGUGCUGCUGAAAUUGUUUCACAUUGUCCUGCUACUUUGCUUUCUCGCCUUCAUGGCCACGGUGGAAAGUUUGUCCACGAUGAAGCUUAUAAAUGUGCUUGAGUAUUUCACGCUGACUAUGUCGGAGCUCUAUCUGUACUGCUUCCUCGGGCAGAUCCUGCAGAACCAGGCCUUCAAGGUGGGUGAUGCCCUCUGGAACUCGCCCUGGCAGCUGUGUGGGGCCUUGUACCGCCGCCGGAUGCUCAUCGUCCUGAUGAACGCCCAGCGACCGGUGCGGCUGACGGGGAUGAAGCUGUACGAGCUGAACCUGGAAACCUACUACACCGUGCUAAAGGCGUCCUUUUCAUACUACACGAUCAUCAAAAAGUUCCGCUAA
Molecule: messenger RNA, 1374 nt
Organism: Anopheles bellator
Lineage: Eukaryota; Metazoa; Arthropoda; Insecta; Diptera; Culicidae
Gene: Or83a
Product: odorant receptor 83a
Exons: 4
Coding region: 1-1374 (457 amino acids)
Biological process (GO): sensory perception of smell; detection of chemical stimulus involved in sensory perception of smell
Cellular component (GO): plasma membrane
Molecular function (GO): olfactory receptor activity; odorant binding
Source: RefSeq, a predicted model, not a curated record